Molecule: messenger RNA, 1688 nt
Organism: Ziziphus jujuba (common jujube)
Lineage: Eukaryota; Viridiplantae; Streptophyta; Magnoliopsida; Rosales; Rhamnaceae
Product: CRIB domain-containing protein RIC7
Exons: 5
Coding region: 416-1120 (234 amino acids)
Source: RefSeq, a predicted model, not a curated record
AGAAAACUCUGUGUUUCGAAUUUCAAUCCUCAGAUAAUUUUUUUUUUUUUUGUAAUAUUGUCCAAAUUUAAUAGAACAUUUUUUUUUUCUCUUCUCACUCUUUCUUUUCUUGAUUGAAAUUAAUUGAUUGAAAAUUUAAUCAAUUUGUUAAUUUGCAAUCAAGAAUUGAAAGGGUAAAAAAAAAACAAAAUUCACAUCUUGCAAUCUAACAUUGAUGCAAUCAGGUUAUGAAACUAUGCUUGGAAAAUUUCAUGAAAGGUUGCAAGACUUAGGGAUAUCAUGCCGCUAUCUCAAUUCGUUCUUCUGAAGGAGCAUUUUGCAGAUCUUGAUUUUUUUGAAUUUGAAGUUAGAAAGCAGAAACGGUACACAAACCAGCAACUUUUGAGGAAGCCUGUAAUCAAGUUCUUCCUCCAUUAUGACGACCAAAGUGAAAGGCCUCUUGAAAGGCCUAAGAUACAUUUCACAGAUUUUUGAUGAGAAAGAAGAAGAAAUGCAAAUUGGGUUUCCCACAGAUGUAAAGCAUGUAGCACACAUUGGAUGCGAUGGCCCUUCGGCAAACACUCCAAGCUGGAUGAAUGACUUCAAAUCUUCUUCGGAAGUCUCAUCCGGGAAAGUGGAUUCUAAUGGAGAAUUAUCCUCUCAAGAUAUUAGCAAAGCUGGUCUUGGAGCUCAAGAACAAGUGGUCAAAAAUGAAAUACCGAGAUCAAGACGCCAUUCUUCAUCCGGGAGUGGUCAUUCUUCACCGUUAGGUUCACCAACCAAACGAGGAGAUGGAUCAAAGCAUUCUAGACGCCACCGCUCCCGUGAUGGUAUACCACCAGACUCAUCUAAAGAUUCAUCAGGCAGCAGCAGGCAUGCACGACGAUCACACCGAAGUUCAAAUCUUGGAUCUGAAUCCCCUGCACAAGAACCACCCGGCAUCCCAAAAAGGUCUCACAGGAAGUCAAAAGGAUCAACUGGAGGCGGUUCAACUAGAUCAUCGAGAUCCAAAGGUCAGGAUUCUUUAACAGAAAUGCAAUUUGCUGAACUUGGAUCAGUGACUGAGUCAGGGGAGGGAGUGAAGGGCAUUGAGAGAUUGGUGGAGGAAAAGAGACUUGUGGGGGAAGUCAAGGUUGAAUGAGUGAAUUCCUUUUCUUUUCUUUUUUUUUUUUUUUUCCCCUUUAAUUUUUCGAAGAGAUUUUUAACAUAAUCCUCCAAUGCAAGGUGUGAGUUUUUGUUGGUUUACAUUUCUUCAUCCUCCUUUUGUCAUUUUUCACUUCUCAUUUUGAUAGCUCUUCUCCUGCAAAAACAAAGCCAAACCCAACAAACUUUGGUUUCUCUUGCAAAAGCUGUGUUUGUCUUUCCUAGAAAACACAAAGAAAGUUUCAACUGGCUGAGGUUAGAAUAUAAUGUAACUCUGCCAAUGAAACUUUCCUGGUUUUCUUUUUGUUUCCAAGCUAGACAUCAACCUUAAGCAUUAAGAAAUAAUGUUUACUGUAAUUAUAGUAAACUUUUGUCCCUUGAGGGAUAUACUUGUUGAGAUUGGAUAAAUUAUAUGUAUACAGACAAAAAAACAAAGAAAAAAAGAAAAAGAAUUGCAGUGAAAAUUAAGCUUAAAAAUUCAUGGAUGUGAUUCAAAAUAUGCAUAUCUCCAAACAUAUAAAUGCAUGCUAUUAUAGUAAUUCCAAGAUAUAGAUAAUAUAGUUUGA